AACACUCACCGCAGGAUGACAGCUCCUGUGCCUCAGGAAGAACUUUCGAUCCUUGAGGCGGUCAUCAAUAUCCGAAACCGCUUGACGGUACUCAAGAAGGACAGAGGGGACUAUAUUAAAGCAUCGGAUGUCAACAGCUUGUACCAAGCGACCAUCAAGCAAGUCACCAAGUUGAACGACGUACGCGACGAUGAUACGUCCCACAACAACCGCUUGGACACGACGCUCGCAGAUAUCUUCAAUCUGCUCUCUCUAUUCUUCCUGACUAUCGGGAAGACCAAAGAGGCCCCCGCCACUUACUCUCAGCUGGCUAGUAUGCGGCAAAUACUUGAGCAUAUGAACGAGUCGGCCAUAUACAACGAAUCCGACCUCGCACCGUUCCACCGACGCCUGGGCGAGCUACGCAACAUUAUAAAGCAUGACGCAGAAAGCGGCAAGCAUCCCGAAGCUAUGACGAAGCUGCUCGAGCGGCAGCUCAACGAAUGUUAUAGCAUCUUGCAAUCCCUUCUCGAAUCUCUUUCCAUUCUCUCGGUCGAACUCAUCCCGAUACAUGAAAAACUCGUGAAUAUCCGGCGGAAGCUAGUGGCCCUCGCCGCAAAGCAAGGACCACAUAAGGCCGAACUAAAACCUCUUCAAGAGGAAUUACGAAAAAUUGACUCUAAACGCGUUGACGGCAAGUUCCUCGGACCCGGAGGCAUGAUCCCAGCUUCGCAGGCUAUCUGCUCCUCACUUUUAGAGGAGUGCUUCGACAUUGCGCAGGAGAUACGUGCACAAGAGGAGUCUAAACACGUGGCUACCUCGCUCAAGCCUAUACACGACCGCUUACUCGAUCUCCGCGCCGAGCUUGAAGGUCUUGCGUUGACACACCGCUGGAGCCUCCGCGAGACGGACCUGUGGAACUAUUCGCUUAGUCUGCAAGAGAUCGACAAGAUGCGGGUCGAUGGGAAAUUCAUGGACUCUGAGGGAAAUCAACCCGCGGGGCAAUAUGUCUUGCUUUACCUUCUUCGACGAUGUUACGGUGUCAUCUACCGUCUCCUUUCGUCUAGCGAACCCGUGUCCGAAGAGCUUAUGCCUGUGGCGAAUAAGCUGUCGACCGUCAAGAAAUGUUUGAACGAAGUCCUCAAAUACGGUGGACCCUUUAGCCCGCGAGACUUGUAUCCUUAUCAGCUAGCGCUGUACCAGAUCGACUCGAUGCGCAAGGAUGGCAAGUUUGUUGGCGUGGAUGGGUCGGUGCCAGAGGGGCAAGGGAUAGUCAUGGCCCAUCUGAAUGAGUGCCAUGAGCUCCUAGAAAUGUUAAAGCAGUCCAUGGACGAGCACGAAGAAGAGGAAGACUCUACCGAGGACGAUGACACCAAUACGUUCGACCCCGACUCGACGGUCACGUCAGACGGGGACACCUAGCGGGCCUGAAUUUCUGCGAUCCUUCCCGCCCGUUCCUCGUCAUAUCAACCUAGCGCUCCAUUUUCUUCUCCCGUGCUAUAUCCGUGUAUCGUUACAAAUCUGCGCUGCCUCCUUUUCUCCUCGUCGAGUUUACGGACUAGAGUGUUCAUAUGCAUAGCGGAAGGAUCGCAACUCCCAAACCCGUGGUGUCUUUCACCUUUUAUCUUUCACCUCGCCCUCCUCUCUCCUCGAAAAUCGCACUCUUGCCGCUGCCUCCAUCGCUUUCUCCUUUCCUUGAAGAUUCAGUGCUUUCCUGCUGCACAAAUAUGCUACUAUGUACUUAUGAAUGAUUGUAUAGAUUUUCGGAUUGUAGAGCCUCGAAGCUCGUAUCAUGGACCAUU
Molecule: messenger RNA, 1781 nt
Organism: Heterobasidion irregulare TC 32-1
Lineage: Eukaryota; Fungi; Basidiomycota; Agaricomycetes; Russulales; Bondarzewiaceae
Exons: 11
Coding region: 16-1401 (461 amino acids)
Cellular component (GO): cytoplasm; nucleus
Source: RefSeq, a predicted model, not a curated record